Molecule: messenger RNA, 1157 nt
Organism: Dendrobium catenatum
Lineage: Eukaryota; Viridiplantae; Streptophyta; Magnoliopsida; Asparagales; Orchidaceae
Product: gamma-glutamylcyclotransferase 2-2
Exons: 9
Coding region: 238-897 (219 amino acids)
Biological process (GO): glutathione catabolic process
Cellular component (GO): cytoplasm
Molecular function (GO): glutathione specific gamma-glutamylcyclotransferase activity; gamma-glutamylcyclotransferase activity
Source: RefSeq, a predicted model, not a curated record
UCCGAUAUAAAAGCCACUUCUCGGUUCGCUCGUCUCGUAGACUUCUCGCCUUUGUCAUCCUUCUCCUUCCGUCUAACACGCCGCCGUGUCCUCUGAGGCUUCGGUUUUCUUUUUAUCUGCUGAUUCGAGGGCUUUUAGGGCUCGGAUUGGUCGCAGGGGAGGAAGAAGAAGCUUCCAUAGCGCGGAGAUUAGAAUUUAUCUUAGCGUUAGGGACAAGUUAGAGAAAGAACAUAAAAUAUGGUUUUGUGGGUUUUUGGUUAUGGAUCGUUGGUUUGGAAUCCUGGUUUCAAUUUUGAUGAGAAGGUUAUAGGCUUCAUCAAGGACUACAAACGUGUAUUUGAUCUUGCAUGCAUAGACCAUAGAGGUACACCAGAGCAUCCAGCAAGAACCUGCACAUUGGAGUAUAAGGAAGGAGCAGUUUGUUGGGGUGUUGCGUAUUGUGUCAAAGGUGGGAUUGAGAAAGAAAGAGAAGCAAUGGAGUAUCUAGAGAGGAGGGAGUGUGAGUAUGACAAGAAAGCAUCAGUCGACUUCUACAAGGAAGGAGAUGAUCUUCAACCAGCUGUGAAGGGUGUAACAUUAUUUAUUUCCACUCCGGAUAAAAUAGCCAAUAGAUAUUACCUAGGCCCAGCUCCUUUGAAGGAUAUGGCAAGGACAAUUGCUACUGCAAAUGGUCCUUGUGGGAACAAUAGGGACUACCUGUUUUCUUUAGAGAAGGCUAUGUUUCACAUAGGACACAAAGAUGAUUACGUGAUCAAACUAGCAAAUGAGGUAAGGAGAGUCCUCGGAGUUUUGAAGGACAAGAAGGCAAUUGGAACUCGUUUAGCCAUGAUAAAGCCCAAGCUUCCACUCAUUCAGCUAGUCCCCCUCCAGGAGGCAGCCGUCAUGGAUUCCAGAUAAUACCUACAGAUCUCUUUUACAUCUCUCUGGAAAAAUCUCUACAGAUCUCCUUCACACCACACUUUGUAAAACGAAGGAUAUAGUUCCUUUGUUAAAGAACUUAACAUGCUGGUUAUAAUGUAUUUUUCUUUUCAAUUCUUAACUAAUUCUUUUAGUUUAUCCUAGCAUAGCAGUGCUUAUGUAAUGUAAAACCAAUCAGGCAGUAACUGUUCUUUUGGAGAAAUGGAGAAGUGAAUAAAGUUAUCUUUUUGCCGAUGAUA